Messenger RNA from Pyricularia oryzae 70-15, 2261 nucleotides. RefSeq lists its product as uncharacterized. Lineage: Eukaryota; Fungi; Ascomycota; Sordariomycetes; Magnaporthales; Pyriculariaceae. The record is from RefSeq and is a predicted model, not a curated record. The transcript has 2 exons. The coding region runs from base 732 to 1955 and encodes 407 amino acids.
GUAGAAGCAAGAGAAGUGUGGUGGGUUUUUUUUUCUCUUUGACGUCCCGUCAUCUCUGCUCCCCCUUGCACCCUCUUAUGCACCUUGGCAACCUGGCAAUGGCAACGCAACGCAACGCACACUCUUUUUUUCCCCUUCACAGUGAGACAUUGCAUAUGUGAUAGAACAACGUACAGUAUGUGGGCUUAGUAAACGUAAGGGGGCGAGCAUAUGGGUGAGCAAAUGGGUGGGGAAAAAAACAAGGGCGAGCUUUGGCUUGGGCGAGGCACAGCAAAAAGGCCAAGGGACGGGCUCAUUGUGGUGACAGCAAGAACGACAGGCAUGCAAGGCAUGACAGGGAGGAGAAAAAAAAAGAUGAGAAUUACCCUUACCACCGAGGAGAGGGGAAUUGUUCUAGUUGUGGGAAGGAUCUUCCUCGAGCCCCCUUUAGACAUAUAACCGUUGUAUUAUUCUGACUCUGUUUUUCUUGUUUCCACUAUUUUAUUUAUUUUGUUCCUGCUUUUUUGGAACGUAUUGAACAAUCUGAUGGUCUAGGUCUAAUUAUAGUCCCAUCGGAGAGAGGAGGACAAGUUCAUUCUUAUAUUGCUCUUGUCUGCUUUUCAUUUGCUCCUCCUCCUGCCUUUUGGAUUGUCUUUCUCUUCUUUUAGGUCAGGGUCUACCUCCUUUCUCUCCUUUGGACAACUCCGAUCCCACGGGACAAAAGGAAAAAAAAAACAAGACCAGCACAAACCAUGUCGACCCCAAACAGCACCGACGGCACGGCCGAGCCAAAGUAUGAGCCCAUCAGGAUAGAAAACGGCGACCAGAUCGGAAUGCUGGUGGUGUCCAUCUUUUGCAUGGUGGUGCCGACGGUCACGGUCAUCAUGCGCUUCAUGGCCCGGGCGCGGGUGGCACGCGACUCCCGCUUCAGCAUGAGCGACUGGCUGCUCAUCCCCUGCCUGGUGGCGCUGUACGGGCUCAGCAUCGCAAACUUCCUCAUGGUCUUUGAGGGCGGCUUCACCUACGACCAGUCCACCAUCCCGACCCGCUUCGGCCCCGACACCCUCGUCGCUUUCCUCAAGUGCAUGGCCGCCUGGCCCAUCAUCUGGAACUGCGCCAUCUUCACCUCCAAGCUGUCCGUCCUGCUCAUGUACAGCAUGCUGAUGCCCGUCCGCAACAUGGUCCUGGCCGUCCGCUGCUGCGCCGUCUUCCUGGCGCUCUACAACCUCAGCGGCAUCAUUGCCGGCUUCACCAUCUGCCAGCCCUUCAGCAAGAACUGGGACGUGUCGGGCCAGGAGCCUGGCCACUGCGGAGACGUCAGGCUGUUUUACCAGUGGCUGAGCGGAAUCAACGUCUUUUGCGACCUGCUCCUCUUCUUGCUGCCCAUGCCUGUCCUCUACACGCUCAAGCUGGCCCCGAGGAAGAAGAUUGUUCUCGCGGCGCUCUUGUGUGUUGGUGUUUUGACUGUCAUCAUCACAAUCUACCGCCAAACCCUCCUGACCAACAUGGACAACACCAACGUGACCGGAACCACCCUCUUCGCCUUCCUCUUCUCCAACCUCGAGAUCGCCUUCGCCGUGAUCCUAGCCUGCGUGCCCCUCCUCCGCCCCCUGUUCCGCGGCACCUUUGGCGGCGGCAGCAGCAACAACAGCAACCCACGCGGCACCGGCAGCAACACCCUCGUGCCGCCCACCAUCGGCGGCGGCGGCGGUGGCAUGAGCGGCGGCCGCAAGUCCAAGCCGGCCAGCCGGGGCUUCGCCGAGCUGGACGACGACGACGCCGAUUCUGCGGGCAGCAAGGUCGAGCUGCAGACGUACGGGAACAAGAAGAACGCCAGCGUCUCCAUGGGCGAUAGGGGCUCCAUCGGCGGUGGCAGGGGCGGUGGCAUCAUGGUAGAGACGAGGUGGGAGGUUGAGAGUCACGAGAUUGCGAGAGAUAACGGGCAUGCCAUGCACAAGGUUGUCAGUCCCGUAUAAAAAGUAAAAGGGGGUGGAAUUUGGUUUUCUUUUUCGUAUAAAGUCUUUUUUACUUUUCUUUGUACUAUAAUUACUACAUAUUGUGUAUUUUCUAGGCUGGAUAUACUCUGUAGAUAGCAAAAUGGCGCUAGGGGGCACAUAAAAAGUGGUCGGUGGGUUUCCAGGUACCUAUGGACAUGGUCAUUUUGCUUAUAAGCAAACAUGAAUAUGAUACAAUACAUAUAGAUACUAGACUAUUUCGAGUAUUGUUUCUACUUGACAGUCAUCCUGCUACCGACCCCAAAGCCCCAAUUUCAACCAAGCUAG